UAAUUUUUUUGUUCAUUAAAACUGAGAAGCAUCACAUUUUGACUCUGGCAGGGGUGGCACCAGCAGUGCUACCCCAACCAGGUUGUUGGUGUAUACUGUCAUCAAUACAACGUAAAAAUCUUGAAAGCUAUUUGAUGAGGGUGUGAUCUGUCAGGCUUUUGUCAUUGGGAUGAUUAUACUUUAUACGGUGUGUGUGUGUUAUCUGAUAUAUUGUAUUUUAUCUGAUAUCAGUUCCCGGUGUGGAUGAAUGAGUCAGCGACAGGGACUGGUAGUAACGCCACACCAGCUGACGACUGUCAGAGGUGAAUGUGUGUGUGUGUGUGUGUUUCACAGUAUGUAACCUGAGUUGAUUAUGGUUUGUGUGGUGCUCUGUCACCGAGGUAAUGAAUCACUCGGAAUGAGACUCUCACUGCUACUGUGAGGCAGCGCACUGUAAUGGCAUCUGAUGAGGGGGUUUGAUGUUGUCACGAAGCACAGCUCUUGUAUAAACCCCUUCUGAACUUUGUUAUGUAAAAAGUUAGCAGGAUACAACCACUGCAUAAAGUGCUCUGACUUUUCACUCCAAAUGACAGAUGUGAGAUUCCUGAUCAAAUAUAUUUAACCCACAGCCUGAAAGAUCCUUUGUUUAUUAAAAACAGCUGCUCCAUUGUUAUUGUAUCCACAUUAGUGAGAUAUCACUUGCUGCUUCUUGUACAUCAAGACCAACAGGUUAUUAAUAUCCCCCUCCAAAGGCAAAACCUGUUGUGUGUCUGUCUAUGUGUAUAAUGUCUCCAUGACACUUUCCCUUGUUGUGAUCACAGCUGAAGUGGAAAGUGUUGGGCUGGGUGAUUACAGAGGAGACCGGGCAUACAAUUUGAAAAACUGGGGAUUUUCCACCCAAUUACUCUCAACCUCUCCCCAGAGUGGCGUCCAGCUCUCAGGGAGUGAGACAUGGAGCGCUUGGUGUCAUAUGUCAUUGCACACUGAUUGCAGAGUGAAAACAUGGAUCAGAAAUAGCAACAGAAUGUCUAUAAAAGUAGUAGACAGACCCGAGCCCAGACAGAGACAACACAAAGGGAGAGACACACAGUACAAGCCAGGAUAUACAGCCAGCUGAGAUAUCAUUGUUUCCUCUGACCAACAUCCACAACUCAGACACAGGACCAGACCUUGGGACUGAUCAACAGGUAGCUUCCCACAGCAGAGAAGAUGCCGAUUUGUACCGUCGUGGAGAAGUGUAAUGGUAUGGUGGUGGGAGCUGAGUUGAGCUGCAGUGUACGGGAGGAGAACAAGGCUCAGAGGGAGAGCUACAAUGCUGACUGGCACAGCAUACAUAUCAAAACCCAACCUCAGGAAAGGCAGGCUAUGAACAUGAACGACAGCUCUCGCAGGGAGACUCUGUCCCGGGUGUGGCAGGCCCGUCCACUGAUACAGAGCUGCCCCUCUGGCGUCUUCAGAGUAGGCACCAUGGAAAGAGGGGUAAGAGAGCACCAGCUGAUGCCAAAGAGAAUCACCCUCCCCUUGCCCAUCUUCACACCUGCAGAGCUGGGUAUCAGACUCGGACGCGGGGCCCCACAUACUGAGGAGGACCUGAAGUCCUUUCCAGAUGGGGCCUGUCCCAGCAAGAGGCAUGUGGACGAGAUCACCAGAGACCUUCCCCCAGUCAAGCCGACCCUCAUGGAGUUCGCCAAAGCACCCAAUGUCUUGGGUCGUUCCAUGUCCCAGGAGGCCCAGAGAGGGUGAAAAGCAAAAGGACAAAAAGAGGAAGAGGGGAUGUUAAGGAGAGAUGGGAAGGAUGAGAG
Molecule: messenger RNA, 1781 nt
Organism: Monopterus albus (swamp eel)
Lineage: Eukaryota; Metazoa; Chordata; Actinopteri; Synbranchiformes; Synbranchidae
Gene: tcap
Product: titin-cap (telethonin)
Exons: 2
Coding region: 1189-1722 (177 amino acids)
Biological process (GO): sarcomerogenesis; cardiac muscle contraction; detection of muscle stretch
Cellular component (GO): Z disc
Molecular function (GO): protein-macromolecule adaptor activity; structural constituent of muscle; titin Z domain binding
Source: RefSeq, a predicted model, not a curated record